Messenger RNA from Rhizopus microsporus ATCC 52813, 306 nucleotides. RefSeq lists its product as uncharacterized. The record is from RefSeq and is a predicted model, not a curated record. The coding region runs from base 1 to 306 and encodes 101 amino acids. Lineage: Eukaryota; Fungi; Mucoromycota; Mucoromycetes; Mucorales; Rhizopodaceae. The transcript has a single exon.
AUGGUAAUGAACGAAUUACAAGCUAUUCCUACGUUUCAGCGCCUUCAGAGCAACAGUACUGUCAUUGAUUAUAUCUAUGUUAGUAAUAACAUUCAUCAUAAUCUUAAAGACAUUCACAUCAUCUGCCUGCAUCAUAAAUGGCCCGAUCAUUCUGUUUUGUAUGUCAGUUUCGUUGCUGAUCGAGUCCCAACGGGACCAGGACUUUGGCGAGCCAAUCCGAUUUAUGUUUCUCAUCCAGCGCUUAAACCACUAUUUGCUGUCAAGAUUACUGACCUAGUGUAUACUCUUGCUGCAAAUAAGCAUUAA